AUGACACCGAUCGACAUUCCUCUGGAUCUCCAGAUCGAAAUACUCUUAAGGCUGCCCGUGAAAUCUUUAUUUAGAUUUAGAUGCGUCUCAAAGCUUUGGUCCUCAAUCAUCACCAGCCGAGACUUCAAAAACCGGCAUAUGAAUAUUGCUACUUCCUCAGCUCCUCCUCGUCUCCUCAUUGCUUUUGCGGACUUUGACGGAUCAAAGCUUCUGUUAGUCUCGUCACCUAACCCGAUCGCAUCUUCCUCUUCCUUUUCCUCUUCUCCAUUUUGUGUACCCUACAGAGAUCUGAGCCUAGUCAAACUCCAAGGGAAAAAGGUGUAUAAUACGAGUCGGGGCUUAAUAUGCGUUGGAGCCGGUUUUAAAGAUGUGGCGAUUUGUAACCCCAGCACGAGGCAGCUCCAUACUUUUCCCGAAUUCAAAUUCAAAGAUAGUCGACACUUUAUUCCACGCCCUAACUACGUUUUUGGGUACGAUCCUGUUGAUGAUCAAUACAAAGUGCUUGCCGUUCAUCUUUCUAGUAGAUCCGAGAACAAGGUUCUGGCAUCAGGAAAAGAAGAAGCUUGGAGAGAGGCUCCGUGUGUCGCAUGUCCUCAUUUUCCUCGUACCUGGGGGUUGUAUAUGAACGGAACCGUCUACUACAGGGCUAAGGCCAUCGAUUCCCCGGAUCGUGGUUCUAUAAUUAUGAGUUUCGAUGUUAGGCUUGAAACAUUCAACAUGAUCAAUAUACCAUCCAAAGUUCUAUCAUUGAUGGGUUAUGUAAAUAUGGGGGAUGCUUAUAGGUUGUUUACGGAUAAAGCACUGAUCAACUACAGAGAGAAGUUGGUCUAG
This is a messenger RNA of Microthlaspi erraticum, 831 nucleotides long. Lineage: Eukaryota; Viridiplantae; Streptophyta; Magnoliopsida; Brassicales; Brassicaceae. The record is from the annotation of a GenBank genome assembly.